AUGGCUUUCCAGCAACCCCAGGCUUGGCCAUUAGGACAGCAGCCAGACUCCCUACCGUCCGACGACAAUCCGCCGCCUCCGCCUGUUCAUCGCACCCCCGUGGGUAUGCACCAGCAGCGACAGUAUACCGACCCCAACAACUACUCCGACUACUCGACUCCAGGCGUCACUCCAGGCUCUGACAACAUGGGCGACUCAGCCGCUGGCGGCGGUAUCAACGGCAUCGCCAACGGCGUCGCUAGCAACCACCCACGCGAGAGCGGCAUGCACGCUGCGAGAGGUAUGCCAGGCCCAGGACGACCUAUGGGCGUACCCAACAGGAACUCGCAGUCCUCACCCUUCAACGACCCGAAUGGCUACGACCAGCCCAUGGUGCCCCGUCCAAUGUACUCGAAUCGUUCCUACGGCUCAGGCGCACCGCUGGUCGCUGGCAUGUACUCGAGUGACAGCUCCCUGCACAGCAUGCCCCACUCUCCUCACAGCGGCGCCCCCUACAACGACACGCCCUACAACCGCUACUCUUCGUCUGCCCAGAACCUCGCUCCCCAGAUGGGCAUAAUCAACCCACACGAAGUCGACAAUGAUGACGACUGGGGAAUGGGCCCAGACCACAACUCUAUGCAGAACAAGCGACGCUCUUUCGUGCCAUUUGGUGGCUCGCGCGACGGCAGCAGUCGCAAUGGUUCUCCGGGAUCAUCAAUAAACCACGGAGCUGUUGGUGCUGCCGCAGGCGCUGGUGCCUUCACUGCCGCGUCGUCGCGAGACGGCACCAAGUACGAUGCCGUGCCCAUGGUCAACGGAAGUGGAGAACUCAUGCCAGAAAAGAUCGCCAGCUGGAAAGCCGAAGACGACUUGAAGAAGCGGAAGAAGAGAAUGUGGAUCGCCAUUUCUAUCAUCGCUCUCAUUCUCUUGGGUGCGAUUCUUGGUGGUGUCCUAGGUGCUACUAUCGGCAAGGGCGGAGGCCACGACGCUAGCAAAGCCGAAGCUGAGCAAUCUUCCCAAGAUGUCGCCAAAGACAACAAGGAGGAUCUUGGCAAGGAUUCUGAUGAGAUCAAGGCCUUGAUGAACAACGCCGAUCUGCACAAGGUCUUCCCGGGCAUGGACUACACUCCACUGAACACACAAUACCCAGACUGUCUCCACGUCGGACCAUCGCAAAACAACAUCACCCGAGACUUGGCUGUCAUGUCGCAACUGACCAACUCAGUCCGUUUGUAUGGUACCGAUUGCAACCAGACUCAGAUGCUCAUCCAUGCCAUUGACCGCUUGGAAAUCAAGGACACCAUGAAGAUUUGGCUCGGUGUUUGGCUCGACAAGAACGAUACUACUACUGAGCGACAGAUCGCUCAAACAUGGGACAUUCUCGACGACUACGGCUGCGAUUACUUCAAGGGUAUCAUCAUCGGUAACGAGGUGCUUUACCGCAAAGACCUGACGGAAACCGAGCUACUCGGUCACAUUACCGAUUUCCGCAAGAACAUCUCGGACCACAGCUGCCAGCUGCCUGUCGCCAUGGCCGAUCUAGGUGACAACUGGACUGCCGACAUGGCUUCCAAGGUCGAUAUUGUCAUGUCUAACGUUCAUCCCUUCUUUGCUGGUGUUGACGUCAGCGAGGCGGCCGCCUGGACCUGGAACUUCUGGCAAACCCAUGAUGUGUCUCUCACUGCGAGUCAAAACGGCAUACACCAGGUCAUCGCAGAAGUUGGUUGGCCAUCCGGGGGCGGCACUGAUUGUGGUGCAGCCGAGACUUGCGCCGGAGGAUCCGUUGCUGGGAUUGAUGAGAUGAACCAAUUCAUGGAAGACUGGGUCUGCCCAAGUCUGGCAAACGGAACAGAGUAUUUCUGGUUCUCAGCAUUUGACGAGCCAUGGAAGAUUCAGUACAAUGAAAAGGGCAAAGAGUGGGAAGACAAAUGGGGUCUCAUGGAUAUCAACCGCAACCUCAAGUCUGGCCUCAAGAUCCCCGAUUGCGGCGGCAAAUCUCUACCCUCGACGUACGACAAUUAG
Alternaria burnsii is the source of this 2004-nucleotide messenger RNA. Its product is annotated as glycoside hydrolase family 17 protein. The transcript is spliced from 2 exons. Gene Ontology annotation, cellular component: cell surface; extracellular region; fungal-type cell wall. The coding region runs from base 1 to 2004 and encodes 667 amino acids. Gene Ontology annotation, molecular function: glucan endo-1,3-beta-D-glucosidase activity; 1,3-beta-glucanosyltransferase activity. Lineage: Eukaryota; Fungi; Ascomycota; Dothideomycetes; Pleosporales; Pleosporaceae. Gene Ontology annotation, biological process: cell wall organization. The record is from RefSeq and is a predicted model, not a curated record.